CUGUUGGUUCUGUGGUCACCGCGAUGCCCAAGGCUAAGGGCAAGACUCGGAGGCAGAAGUUCGGUUACAAUGUCAACCGGAAGCGGCUGAAUCGGAAUGCUCGACGGAAGGCAGCGCCUCGUAUCGAGUGCUCCCAUAUCCGACAUGCCUGGGACCACGCCAAAUCGGUGCGGCAGAACCUGGCCGAGAUGGGGCUGGCCAUGGACCCCAACAAGGCCGUGCCCCUCCGAAAGAAAAAGGUACACGCCAUGGAGGUGGAUGUUGAGAGGACGAAGGAGCUGGUGCGGAAGCCCUAUGUGUUGAAUGACCUGGAGGCAGAAGCCAGCCUCCCAGAAAAGAAAGGAAAUACCUUGUCUCGGGAUCUCAUUGACUACGUACGCUACAUGGUGCAGAACCAUGGGGAAGAUUAUAAGGCCAUGGCUCGGGAUGAGAAGAAUUACUAUCAAGAUACCCCGAAACAGAUUCGCAAUAAGAUCAACGUCUAUAAACGUUUCUACCCCGCCGAGUGGCAAGCCUUCACUGAUUCUUUGCAGAAGAAUAAGAUGGAGGUUGAGUGACUGGUUUACGCCCAUCCCUGGCUGACACCUUCUGGACCAGAGAAGCUGAAGCCCAGGGUUAAGGCAAGGAGGGGUGUGUGAUGACAGAUGAGGCUGGCCAAACCCCAUGGAAUCAAAAGGUUACACACACACAUUCCUGCCCCCCCUGGGGAGGGGGCUGAUGCUAAGGAAAUCUCCCAGAGGCUCUCGUUUGUGUUCUUCUGGGGUCUAAGGGAAAAGCCAGAGCCUGCAGUUUGCAGAGUAGGUGGUUUGCUUGUUUGAAUAUAGACUGUACGUAAUAAAACAAGGCUAUUUUA
Molecule: messenger RNA, 853 nt
Organism: Loxodonta africana (African savanna elephant)
Lineage: Eukaryota; Metazoa; Chordata; Mammalia; Proboscidea; Elephantidae
Gene: NOP16
Product: NOP16 nucleolar protein
Exons: 5
Coding region: 24-557 (177 amino acids)
Biological process (GO): ribosomal large subunit biogenesis
Cellular component (GO): nucleolus
Source: RefSeq, a predicted model, not a curated record